AUGCACCGCGACCUCCGUGCCCUGGAGCUGACGGACAAAACGGUACCGCAAGUCACCGCCUUGAUUGAAUAUGUCUGUCGCCACUUCCGAAUCCCGUCCAGCGUCACCACCGCGUCUUCAACAGCAGCAGCGGUCAAUGACGACAACAUUCACACUAUCAACGAGACGGUGCUGGCCUACACAUUGUGGAAAGCCAAAGACUUGGUCGAGUACGACGCCUUCCUCGAACUGCUGAAAGGAAGCGGCGAAUUCGUCAAGGAAUUUACUGUCGAGCGUGCGAGGAGGGACACGUAA
Molecule: messenger RNA, 294 nt
Organism: Cyphellophora europaea CBS 101466
Lineage: Eukaryota; Fungi; Ascomycota; Eurotiomycetes; Chaetothyriales; Cyphellophoraceae
Exons: 1
Coding region: 1-294 (97 amino acids)
Source: RefSeq, a predicted model, not a curated record